AUGUGGACCAUUAGCGAUUUUCCUGCUUACGGUAUGUUGUCGUCUCAUGUCACUAAAGGGUAUAAGGCUUGUCCAGUGUACGGUGAUGGCAUAGAUUCUAGUUGGCAUGCUGGAAAGGUAUGUUACUUGGGAAGCCAUCGAUCGCUUGAUGAGGAUCACGAAUGGCGACAAGAUGCAGAAACUUUUGAUGGCUCACAAGAGUUUCUUCCGAAACCGCAGGAGUGGUCUGGUGAUCAAAUUUUAGAGUACUUGAAUGGUAUUGAUUUCAAACAAAAGAGCAGUGAUCCGAAAGUAGUGACCAACAACCCAAAACAACUAGAUGAGAGCGGGAACUGGACGGGGAAAAGUAUAUUCUUUGAACUACCUUAUUGGUCGAAAUUGAGAAUUAGGCACAACCUAGAUGUCAUGCACAUAGAAAAGAAUGUAUGUGACAGUGUGUUGAGAACAAUUCUCAAUAUUAAGGAAAAGAAUAAGGACACUAUCAAAGCGCGGUUGGAUCUUGAGCAAAAUAUAUCUCGAUGUGUAAAAGUGGCGGAGAAUAAGAUACUUGGAUUGAAGAGUCAUGAUUGUCAUGUAUUGCUGCAAUGUCUUCUACCGGUGGUUAUUCGACCCUAUUUGCAUUCUGAUGUGGUGGAGGUCUUAGUAGUUUUGUCGAGGUUCUUUCAGAAGUUAUGUACUAGAGAGCUUAAGAAGUCAUAUGUCCUUAGAAUGAAAGAAGAAAUUGUCUACAUUUUGUGCAAAAUAGAGAGGAUUUUCCCGCCCGCUUUCUUUGACAUCAUGAUUCACCUCAUGAUCCAUCUUCCAGAACAAGUGUUGCUCUCCGGUCCUAUUCAUGACACAUGGAUGUUCCCAAUUGAAAGGCAACUCGGGGGCUACAAGAAAUAUGUUAGAAAUAGAAGUAACCCAGAAGGGUCAAUUGCCGAGACAUACCUUGCACAUGAGUGUGUAACCUACUGCAACUCAUAUAUCUUCAAUAAGGACGACAUCGUAGCAAAUGAUGCAACAAAUGCACCUCAAUUUAAUCUCUCGGUUGUUUUAGAACUCGUGAAGCCGUUCAGAAACAUACCAUAUACAGAGAGAUUAACUGAUGCAGAGCUCAUUGAGGCUCAUUGGUAUGUUCUGCAAAACUGUGCAGAAGUCAAUGAGUACAGGGAGUAUCAUCUGGACCAUAUUACAGAUGCAUAUCCUAACAAGCAUGAAGAGACGCAUAAAAAAGAGUUUCCUAAUUAUUUCCUAGAAUGGAAGCUUAGACAAGCGCAAGGGUUGUUCUUUGGAAACAGUGUGUACUCGGUAAGAUUCGAUGAGGAAUUUUCUGAAAAGAAGUUCAAGUCUUCAAGCCCCUUUGGUAUCAAGUACAUGUUUCAUCUUGAGGGUGUUGUUGAUUGCCCUGAAUGGAUCGUCCCCUUUCACGUAUUCAAAUCAUUGGCAGAAGAGUACGAUCUGGAAUUAGUCUUUGUUAAAAACUUUCAUGAGUUCGUGCACCAGUAUUUGGAACUACCAAAGUAUGUGGAUUUGAUGCGUAAGAUUGGUGCGCUAGGUGAUCAGAGUACACUAUCACAAGAUGAAUGGGAAGUAGCACAUCUGUACUCUUCCUUUGUCUUGAGGAAGAGGGGCGCCCAACCAGCUUGA
Molecule: messenger RNA, 1629 nt
Organism: Fragaria vesca subsp. vesca
Lineage: Eukaryota; Viridiplantae; Streptophyta; Magnoliopsida; Rosales; Rosaceae
Exons: 4
Coding region: 1-1629 (542 amino acids)
Source: RefSeq, a predicted model, not a curated record